AAUAAAAAAAAAAAUAAAAAAAUAUUAUCUGAUUUAUGUAGUUUUUAAACAUGAAAUGCAAACUAUCGUAUGGGAAAGAGCUAAGAUGGGACUACCAAUUUCUAAGGAAAAAAUGUAAGGAGGUGGGUAUAGAAGACGAAUUCCAUUAUCACCAGAUGCGUCUUCGGGCCAACAACGUGUACGUGUUUCAGGCGUUGCAUGCAUUUCUCACACUUUUUCAUUGCGGUCUUCUGAUAGCAACAUGCAUGUAAUUUUGUUCGUCGACACAGCAUCUGGAAUUAGUAUACAUGGAUAUGAUCUGCUAUAUGGUAUCUACUGUUAUCGUUAUUUUAGCUAUGUGGGUCAAUGUAAAUGUGAAGCUUGGGCUGAAACAUAAGUGGUUAAAAUACGUUACAUCUACAACUGCCGCGCUGUGUGUUCUUCUUGUAGAUAUGGGAACUAAUUUUUACCAUGAACAUUUCGAUGAUUGGGCCUUGGGGACAUUUUUUGACACCUACAUAAUAAUAAUGAUAUAUAUGUUUUUCCCUAUUCCGGAUAUACCACCAGCAAUGGGACUUGCAGCUAUUAUGUCUGCAAUGUAUAUUAUUUAUUAUGUAGUAUUUUUAGGCAGCUUAGGUUUAGGUGAACAUUCACGAUUUGGCGAAACUAUCGAAAUUCUUUUCUAUUAUAUUUCCCUAAAUAUGAUGUGCACCUACUUUUUGAUAAUGCGCGAGAUUGUUGUCCGCGCCUCGUUCCUUGAUCGACAUCAGUAUGUAAUGGAAGAUAUUGCGCUAAGGAGCGCUCGUGCGACGGAAAGAAUAUUCCUGCAUACCAUAUUACCGCCGCAAAUAGCCCAACCAAUUCAAGAUGAAAUUCAAAAUCGGAUUAAGAUCGCUCAGAAGCAUCACGAUCUGCCCUCUAAUAAUAAAAGAGAUCGAGUAAUUGCCAUUCAAAUGCAUCCCAACGUCAGUAUUCUGUAUGCGGAUAUAGUUAACUACACCCACUUGACGACAACCUUAUCCGUUAAGGAGCUGGUCACUUUGCUGCACGAGCUGUAUGCCAGAUUCGAUAACGCUGCCUCUCGGUACGCUGUGCAACGAAUCAAAUUCUUAGGCGACUGCUACUACUGUGUGGCGGGGUUGAUAAAACCAGAUCCCGCUCAUGCCAUAUGCUGCGUUAAACUGGGACUCUGUAUGAUCGAUAUUAUUCGGGAAGUGCGAGACGAGGUCCAAAUUGGCAUAGACAUACGUGUUGGUGUGCACUCGGGAAGUUUGUUUGCAGGAGUUCUUGGGUCAACGAAGCUGCAAUAUGACAUUUGGGGUCAAGAUGUGUUAAUUGCGAACAAAUUAGAAGCAACCGGAAUGCCUGGUCAAGUUCAUGUCAGUGAGAGAACUCUCCAAAUGAUUAAAAAUAUGUAUGAAGUAUAUCCUGGCUCUGAGGCCGCACGUGAAGAUGCGUACCUUCAAAAGCACAAUAUUAUCACCUACCUCAUAAUUAGUAUAAAUGAUAAAGGAAAAGGAACCGAGCUCGAUAGUGAGUCCAAUGAUUCCUUCAAUGUUAUUCAGCAUCAGGAAUCAAGUUCUGGACUACUGUUAAGUGAAGAAUUGAAAAAAAUGCCCCUUGGUCCCAAUGGAUUUUCCCUGCUUUUCGGUAAACUCUUUAAUUUAAAGAACCACCAAGAAUUACCUAGUAUGUCCCGUGUAGAAAUCGGAACUUUUUUCUUAAAUUUUCGAAAUCCUGCACUGGAAUAUAACUAUUUACAUCAGCCCGACUACAUGUUCAAAUAUAGUGUACUUCUAGCUUGGUGUUGCGCUAUGAGUCUCAUAUACCUGCAUCUGGUUGUUGACGAUAAGCACAAUUCCAGCGGCUUCUAUUUCGACAUUCUGACAUUCGUCACAUUAUCAUUGAUACUACUGUUGGCUUGGUAUAAGAAGAUCUGCUUUUGGCGUUAUUCUAUGCACUACCACAACUACUCCCCUCUUAGCUGCACCAUAUUUCGUAUGGUAGACAAUUUACAGUGCAGUCUCUUCAAGAGGAUCACUGUCUAUAUUUACUUUAUGAUAACGUAUAUUCUAAUCGUAUAUAUGAUACUGGAUGACUGUAAUAAGGCAGAAUUUCAGCUAGCGUUAAUUGAAAGUAUACUGUAUAAAUAUGACCAAGAUUGCAAAUGCUUCCCUCCGUGGCAACUCACCUGUUCAGUGGUCCUUAUCAUUUUCAUGACUAUUAUAUUUACUCGUAUUCCAUUCACCAUGAAAAUAAUAGUGAGCCUAUUUAUAAGCGUCAUCUAUUCAAGCAUCUUCCUUUAUCAAUUCGAUGACGUAAUUAACGAUGGCGGGACAACCAAUCCUUAUUUUCCAGCCGAAUACGCGCAUUUAAUAAUGAUUAUAUUUACUAUAUGCACUUUGUAUCUCCAGGAGCGACAGGCUGAGUUUAAUAACAAAAUCAAUUACAAAUGGAGGGAGGAGCUGUUGAAAAAACAGGAAGAUGCUCGCAUAACCGAUCAGUCUAUAACUAUUCUAUUACAUAACAUCUUGCCGGCCCAUGUUGUGAACGUCUAUCUGACCUCUGUGGCCAAGUGCGAACUUUACUAUGAGGACUAUGAAAUGGUGGCCGUCAUGUUCGCUUCGCUUCAAAAUUUUGAUUUGACGUUGCCCAACUUGCAUAUCCUCAACGACAUUAUUGUCCAAUUUGAUCAAAUCUUGUAUUUUUAUAGAGACGACAAUUUAGUAGAAAAGAUAAAGAUUGUCGGCUGUACAUAUAUGGCAGCCUGUGGCCUGGAUCUACGGUUCUCCUCGCUGAUAAGCGAUGAAACUGGUAUCGGCGACUCUGUUUUUCAGGAGAUCCACCGGGGACGUGUCUCGGCGGAGUCUACCCAAAGGGGAAAUUAUACAUUGACUGAGAAAAGGGAGGAAGUGGUAUUAGUGCUAACCACCUUUGCAUUGGACCUAAUGAGAACGCUGUGGGUGUGCAAGAAUAAUUAUAUGAACCUUUCAAUCGAUCGUGCUGUAUUUAACGCCGACAUAAGCAUUGGUAUAUCCUGUGGAGAGGUGAUGGCCGGGGUAGUGGGCGCCUCGCAGGUGCAUUACGAUAUCUGGGGUAAUGCUGUCAACAUGGCCUCGCGAAUGGACUCCACCGGCGUCGCUGGAGAAAUACAAGUAACCGAGGAGACGGCCGUUAUUCUGUCCAAAUAUGGGAUAGAAUGUAAUUACCGCGGCAUGACAUUCGUUAAGGGGCUCGGCAUGCUGCCGACGUAUUUCGUAGGCAUCACUAGUUCCUUCGAAUUCGUAUAUAUCGGAGAGAAAAGUCUAAUGUCGAAUUCAUCAAAUCCUCACUCUAGCGAAGCCUCUACAUAAUCAUCCGAUAUGGAUCAAAAGCAAAAAAAGCCUCUUCGCUAUUAAGCUGCUCCUACCGUGUUAAACUAGAGAAU
This is a messenger RNA of Drosophila arizonae, 3406 nucleotides long. RefSeq names its product adenylyl cyclase X E-like. Gene Ontology annotation, cellular component: plasma membrane. The record is from RefSeq and is a predicted model, not a curated record. Lineage: Eukaryota; Metazoa; Arthropoda; Insecta; Diptera; Drosophilidae. Gene Ontology annotation, biological process: adenylate cyclase-activating G protein-coupled receptor signaling pathway; cyclic nucleotide biosynthetic process; intracellular signal transduction. Gene Ontology annotation, molecular function: adenylate cyclase activity.